Messenger RNA from Scleropages formosus (Asian bonytongue), 2940 nucleotides. RefSeq names its product lipase maturation factor 2-like. Bases 108 to 2240 code for a protein of 710 amino acids. Gene Ontology annotation, biological process: protein maturation. Lineage: Eukaryota; Metazoa; Chordata; Actinopteri; Osteoglossiformes; Osteoglossidae. Gene Ontology annotation, cellular component: endoplasmic reticulum membrane. The record is from RefSeq and is a predicted model, not a curated record. The transcript is spliced from 14 exons.
UCGGCCGGAGGGGGUCGCGGUCUUCCUCGUCCACAAAAAACAUCAAGGCCCGGGGAGCGGGAACGGGAACGGGAACGGGAACGGGAACGGGAACGAGCGCAGAAAUCAUGGGGACACUAACGUGUCCGAGACAUAUGUUCCUGUGGGGCCUGAGCGCAGUUUUUCUGUUCGCGUUCGCGUCCCUCUACGUCCAGAUCCCAGGUCUCUAUGGCAACGAGGGCAUCCUUCCGGCUCGCUACCAAAUGCGCUUCACCGGGAAGACCCUGCUGGAGCUGCUCAGAGAUUCCCCGACCUUGCUAUGGCUGGGCCCCCGCCUAGGCCUAAACACCCAGCAAGGCAUGGAGCUCAUCUGCCUGCUGGGGGUGCUGCUGUCUUUCGGGGCCAUGGUGAUGAAUCCUCUCCGGGACAGCCUGGUGUUCUUCUGUCUGUGGGCUCUCUACCUGUCUGUUUACCAGGUGGGUCAGGUGUUUCUGUACUUCCAGUGGGACAGUCUCCUGCUGGAGGUGGGAUUCCUGACGGUCCUCGUCGCUCCCUUAAACCUGCUGAGGCAGACUCCCUCCCGACAUCACGACGCCAUCACCUUCUGGCUCAUCCGCUGGCUGCUCUUCCGCCUCAUGUUUGCAUCCGGGGUCGUCAAGCUCACCAGCCGAUGCCCGACCUGGUGGGGCCUCACAGCUCUGACGUACCACUACGAGACGCAGUGUAUCCCCACUCCCCUCGCCUGGUACGCCCACCAACUCCCUGUUUGGUUCCAGAAGCUCAGCGUGGUGGCAACCUUCAUUAUUGAGAUCCCUGCCCCUUUCCUCCUCUUCUCCCCGAUCAGAAGCCUGAGGCUCGGAGCUUUCUACCUGCAGGUCUUGCUGCAGAUCCUCAUCAUCCUAACGGGAAACUACAACUUCUUCAACCUGCUCACCAUCAUCCUGUGCUUCUCUCUACUGGAUGAUGACCACAUCAACUUCUGGCUGGGGUACAGAAAGAAGAUGAAAUGCAGAACCUGGAGCCAAGCUGCCCUGUCAUGGACCGCGUUCUUGAUUGCACUGACCGUCUACGUCUUCGUCGCCUACUGGGCGACGGUGUAUUUCGGACUGGAGAUUAACUGGGAGAAGAAGAGCCUGUCUUCCAAAACAGAGUUUACCUACUAUCAGUUUAACGGCUUUCUGAAGACUGUCAUCGCUUCCAGCAUUUGGCUUGGCCUCCUCUCCCUCUUCUGGGAAGUGGUCACGACUAUGUUGAGGUGUGCCUCUGUUCAAGGGAUCUUCUGGAAACUCCUCUCAAUUGCUCAGUGGGCUAUCUUUGCUAGUGCUGCAGCCACCAUGUUUGCCAUCAGCUUGGUGCCGUACACUUACAUCGAGUACGAGUCCAGCAGCAGCAUCUGGCCAAGCGUGAGAAAGGCCUACGGCACAGUGGAGCGCUACCAGCUGGUCAACUCGUAUGGUCUUUUCAGGAGAAUGACCGGGGUGGGCGGUCGUCCGGAAGUGGUGAUUGAAGGCAGCAUGGACAAGAACAGCUGGACGGAGAUCGAAUUCAUGUACAAGCCUGGAAACCUGAGCAGCCCCCCACCAUUUGUGGCCCCCCAUCAACCACGGCUGGAUUGGCAGAUGUGGUUCGCCGCCCUGGGACCCCACUCCCGGAGCCCCUGGUUUUACAGCUUGGUGCAUCGACUGCUGCAGGGCAAGAGGGAUGUGAUUGCGCUGAUCCAGCUGGAAGAGUCCCGGUACCCCUUCGGCAAGCAGCCCCCCGCCUUCAUCCGAGCCCACCUCUACAAGUACUGGUUCACAGAACCCAACGAGGAUGGCUCGCACCCGCAGCAAUGGUGGCGGAGGCAGUUCGUUGAGGAGUUUUUCCCCGCCGUUUACCUCGGAGACCCCGUCUUGGACAGCCUGCUCAGCCAGCAUGGACUGAAGGACAAGGUCCAAAUGCGGGAAAGACCUGAGACCCUGGUCCCCCGAGUCCUGAGGCUGAUCAGGGAACACGUGCGAACACUGUCAGGGCCUCUAGUGCUCUGGUCCCUCUUCAGCACAGCGGUGGCCAUUUGCCUGGUCAAGGGGCUCUUUUCUAUGCCCCCCAGGGACAGCAAAUGUGAGCCCUCCCCUACGGAGCCGAAGAGCCGCAAAACCGAGGAUACAGCGCCCCCUGGCGCCCAGGGGGACAAGUUGCAGAAGGACUCAGAAUCUCCACACAGACCUGCUGAGGGGGAUGGAGGGAAAAAUUCGCAGCGGAGCCCCAGGAAGCAGAAAUGAUGUCAUUGUAUCUUCUCAUCACGCCAGCAAUAAGGUAGUGCAAGAGAUGUGUGCCGUUGUCCAGCAACGACUCGGGUGCCAAUUUUGAGCCAAAGCGUAGUUAGAAAUUUCUCACACUCGCAGCGAUCGUAUAUUGGAGUCGUUAUUAAAGUCUUGGGUUUUACCAAAUGCCUUGAGGAGUGGGAUGGAGAACGAAUUCCUCCAUAUUCCGUACUCUGUUUUUUGCACACGUGUGAAUUCACUCAAUGGAUCAGUUGGUUAGAUCAGGCUGCUGUAAUGCGUCUUUUCUUUUUGUGAAAUAUGCAAGAAUGAUGACCACUGAAAUCGCCAAGUUUUGAUUUCUUUGUGAAGUUUCCUGUGUGAACGUUUGCCUGUUUCCUAAGUAUCUUUCCCAAAAUCUGCAUGUGCGAUUAUAGAUUGUGUCUGUGAUUUGAAUGUGACUCAAUGCGACCGAUUGGCUUGUAUUUUUUUUUUUUUUUUUUUUUCCUUUCUUCUUCUUCACUGGUAUUGGUCACAACUACACCCCAUAAGACGGUUUUAAAUUAAAACAAAUAUUAAGAUUGAAUUCUGAAAAUCAAGUAAAACAAAUGGUCUAAUUUCAGGUAUUAUUCUGCUUUAAAGUCUCAAAUUGCUGUACUUUUGUUUCCAGGUUUAGGAAAUUCUGAAACGUAGUGUGCCUUUUCAUGGAUUAAAAGUGGAC